Messenger RNA from Ogataea philodendri, 3078 nucleotides. RefSeq lists its product as uncharacterized. The record is from RefSeq and is a predicted model, not a curated record. The coding region runs from base 1 to 3078 and encodes 1025 amino acids. NCBI's taxonomy places the organism in Eukaryota, Fungi, Ascomycota, Pichiomycetes, Pichiales, Pichiaceae. Gene Ontology annotation, cellular component: cytosolic [4Fe-4S] assembly targeting complex. The transcript has a single exon. Gene Ontology annotation, biological process: iron-sulfur cluster assembly.
AUGUCCUUUAAAACGCCCAUCAACCAGUUCAUGGUUGCCGACAACACCAAUUCGGCAACCUGUCAGGAGGCCGUUUUGGAGAUUUGUGAUGCUAUUGAGACCAAUAAAAUAACGUUGUUGGAGUUCAUACGCAGUUUGGGAGACCAUCUAACCGACGAUUCCAAUUCGAUUAGAACAAAAGCAGUUACAUUGUUGAGUUCUGUUUUGGGCCAAGUCAGCCGCAAAAAGCUGUACCAGAACGAUGUUCGUGUGCUGGUUGGCUUUUACAUUUCCAAGAUCGACGAUGAACCUUGUUUGAAACAGGUUCUUGUUGGCCUUGGCCAUCUUGUUUUGAUGGACCAAUUCGACUACGAACUGGUUCCCACAAUCCUGGACAGCUUGAUUGAGAAUUACUCUCCGUUGGGAAAGUUGGCUACUGUUCGGUACUCAGGCUUUCAACUGCUCGAAUCCAUCUUGUCCAAAGACAUUGAUAUCAUGCAUCAGUUCAACAACCAAAUUGUCAAGGCUUAUCUACAUGUUUCCAAGAACGAGAAAGACCCUAAAAACCUUAUUCUGUCGUUCAAACUGUCGAGUACCGUGGCCAAACGGUUCCAGAUCGACGAAUUUGCAGAAGAUAUGUUCGACGCAGUGUUCUGUUACUUCCCGAUCUCGUUUAGAGCUCCGGAAAAUGAUCCGUACAAAAUCACUCCCGACCAACUCAAACAGGCUUUGAGAAAUUGCUUGAGUGCCAACGAGGUGUAUGCCAAGGACGCCUUCCCAAACCUGUUGGAGAAACUGUCUGCAACGUCUCCUACCGUAAAGCUUGACGUUCUCUUAACUAUCAACCAAUGCAUAAAAGAAUAUCCAACCCAGACCGUCGAGGAGUACUGGAUCACUCUGUGGAACUCGCUUAAGUUUGAGAUUUUGCAUAAUGAGCUGGCGUCCGCAGAGACUCUUGAGGAUCUGCUCAAGUACUACGAGAACUCAGAAAACGAGGACGAGCGUGUUAUUCCAGCAGUGCUCAAGAUCUUCCAGUCGUUGGGUAACAAGUACCAGAGCGUGGAAGACGAUCUCAACAUUAAGGAUUACCUGGCAGUCAUUGUGGAUGAGUUGUCGAAGUACGUGAAGAACCCUGAAGAUAAGAAGUCCAAGCAGUCAACAGUCAUUUUGGCGGCAAUGUGUGGAUCAAAUUUGAACGUCUUUAAUCUGCUUAUCCCACAAAUAAUGCCUCUUCUGUUGCAAUCGCAGGACCUCACAGUACAAGCACAAAGACAAUCGAUCACCAAUGUCUCAUUUAUGCUGGAUACAUACUAUCUUCUUUUCAACGAGAACCUCGAGAACAUUCAUCCAAACAACCCAAUGUUUUCUUAUAAAGACGACCUGUUGAUGUUAUUGAAUAGGGCAUUGUUGUCAACGUCAAAAGUGGAGGUUUCUCUCAGAUGUUUGGCGAUCAAGAUGGCUGCCAAGAUCUUUUCUUUGAAUUUCUUCUUAUCUGAUCAAGAAGCACAGCUUUUGACUCAAUUGAUAACAGAUGUCCUAUUGGAAGACGAGAACAAUGCAACCGAAAAACAAAUAAUGCAAUGUUUCAAGUCCAUCUCCACCAGCUAUCCUAACGCCGUGCUGGAGAUCACUGUCCCAAAGCUGUUUGCUCUGCUUCCUGACGACGACAACGACUUAGACCAACUGAACACCAAGGGCAGAAUUCUGGACAUCAUACUUUCCAUCUCCGAGUCCAGAUCUGUGAUUGAUUCUGUUCUUCUUAGACUCACUGGAAAGGCCGAGUUGUUGAUCCAUUCGGCGUCCAAAGACUACACCCGUCUGGUUUUUUCAACUAUGUCCAAGAUCGCAGAUAAGAUCGGUUCUACCGAGUCCACUACCGAGAACACUAAAAAACUUGCUCCAAGACUUUUGUAUGCUGUUCUCGAAAACGAAAUUGGCUCCGACGAGGUUGUUUUGGAGUACACAGGAAAGAUUCUUAAGAAGUUUGUUCUCCAAACAGACACGGCCCGUCACUCGUCGAUCCUCGAAAACUCGAUCGAGUCGUUCAUUAACGGGAAAGAUACAGAACUUAUUGCCAAACCUCUCACCAAGAAAUUGGACAUUAUCACCGGCAACCAACUGCCUUUCAUCAUAUUUACAAAGAUCAUUUCUGCAAUUGACAAGUCUGUUCCUUUAGCAUUGCCGGCAAAGUUUUUGGAAACCCUGUUCCAAGCAGCUGCAUCAACGGUGAAAUAUUCCAAGCUUUCAGUUCUCCAAUGUAUUUCUCUGGUGGUGAACAAAUGGGUCUCCGAUAAUGAGUACUUAGCCUCCAAGUUGGCCGAAUUCGACGCUACUUUGCACGACACCACCAAACCUUUGGAACAGCGCUGCUCAAGCCUAGAAGUGUUUGUCUGGAUAGCAAAAGCGUUAAUCAUGAAGCAAGACACUAUAGCUCAGGAAUACCAAGACCUGUUGGUUUCUUUGUUUGAUGACGAUCAACUCAUUGUUUUUGUUCCAAAAAUGCUGGAAAUUCUCGUGGCAGACGUUGAUUGCUACCAGCAGUACAAGAAACAAGGUCCGUUCAACAGAACUGUGGUGUUCAACGUGAACGUCAGACUGUUGUACAAGCAGAAACUGUUCAACACGGUUCUUCCACUGUUGGUGUCCAAAUUUGAGUCAUCCGGCAACCAGACGUACCUGCUUGCCCUGUCACUAAUGCUCCGCUAUAUCGACAAGUCUAUUGUUGUGCCUCAUGUCAAGCUGAUUCUGCCACUGGUUCUUAGAUCUCUCAACACCGAGUCCAAUGUCAUUGUCACGUCAGCCCUGUCUAUUUUGACCAUCGCCGUGGACGAGUCAGGAGACCUUGUGUCGCAGCACUUAAGCACGGUCAUCCCUAACCUGCUGGAAAUCAUCAACACUUCAAAGAACGAAACUGUCAAACGUAAUGCGCUCAACUGUCUCAUUUCGCUUACUCACUUCGAUCUAUAUUUAUUGGUUCCUUAUAAACAGGAGAUCAUCUCCAGACUGUCCAAGGUCUUGGACGACCCAAAGAGAGCAACUCGGAGACUUGCAUGCGACUGCAGACAGGUGUAUUAUGAACUUGGCCUGCCCCAAAACUAA